This is a messenger RNA of Chelonus insularis, 1767 nucleotides long. Its product is annotated as protein 5NUC-like. The record is from RefSeq and is a predicted model, not a curated record. Gene Ontology annotation, biological process: AMP catabolic process. Gene Ontology annotation, cellular component: plasma membrane. Bases 1 to 1746 code for a protein of 581 amino acids. Gene Ontology annotation, molecular function: nucleotide binding; 5'-nucleotidase activity; metal ion binding. The transcript has 7 exons. Lineage: Eukaryota; Metazoa; Arthropoda; Insecta; Hymenoptera; Braconidae.
AUGACUUCAAACAUUAUACUAUUCAUUUGCGCUAUUUCUAUAAAAAUAGGUGUUUCUAUUGAAUCAAACAAUGAUUGGAAUCUCAAUAUUAUUCAUACAAAUGAUAUGCAUUCGAGAUUUGAUGAGUUUAAGACUCCAAUGUCUGAGUGUUUACCUGCACAUAAAGAAUCAAAUCAAUGUUACGGUGGAUUUGCUAGAGUAGCUACAUUAGUCAGAGAAGCAAGAAAUGCAAGUAAUUCUAUGUUAUAUCUUGAUGCUGGUGACGUAUUUGCGGGAACUCCGUGGUUUACUGAAUACAAAUGGAAAAUUGCAUCUCAAUUUAUGAAUAUUUUGAAACCAGAUGUGGCUACAUUGGGUAAUCACGAAUUUGACAAUGGUCCUGGAGGAUUGGCACCUUAUCUCAAGAAAUCUAAUUUUCCCAUAGUAGUUUGUAAUGUUGAUUUUUCAAUGGAACCUGAAUUAAAAGAUAUAAACAUUUCAAAAAGUAUUAUUUUCAACAUUAAUGGACAUAAAGUAGGAGUCAUUGGUUAUCUAACGCCUGAUACCAAGUACACAACAUCAACCGGCAAGGUGACAUUUUCAAGCGAGAUAGAAUGCAUUCAAAAUGAAAUAAAAAAACUUCAAAAUCAAAAUGUAAAUAUUAUAAUAGGGCUUGGACAUUCUGGCUAUGAUUUUGACAAAAAACUUGCUCAAGAAGUUGAAGGUUUAGAUUUAAUAAUAGGGGGUCAUUCCCAUAGUUUUCUUUACACUGGAGAUGUGCCCGAUACUGAUGUACCUCUGGGUUUAUAUCCAACUGUGAUCGAACAGAAAAUAAGUAAACGAAAGGUUUAUAUAGUUCAAGCUUAUGCAUUUACUAAAUAUUUGGGAAACCUUUCUAUUACUUUUGAUGCUGAUGGAGAAAUAAAAGCAAUCCGGGGUUCUCCUGUUUUGCUGGACCAUAAAAUACCUCAAGCAGUUGAUGUUGUUCAAGCAUUAAAUGAAUUAAAAUCCAGAAUAGAAGCAUACAGCCAUAAAUCAGUAGGCUACACUAGGGUUCUAUUAGACCAUUCAUUGCAAUGCAGAACUAAAGAAUGUAACUUAGGAAAUCUUGUUACUGAUGCCAUGAUUGAGGAUAAUUUAAACAAUAUUCAAGAUAAUGAUAACGGUUGGACUGAUGCUGCCGUUGCUGUUGUUGGGAGCGGAACAAUUAAAUCAUGUAUUCAUAAAUUACUUAAUGAAACUAUUACCAUGGCUGAUAUUAAACACGUUUUACCUCAUGCAAAUAAAAUUUAUAAAUACCGAAUAUCAGGAAAAAAAUUAUUAGAAGUUUUAGAAAAUAGUGUAGCAUUACUGCAGCAUGGUAUUGAAAAUGAUGAUCCAUCUGGUCGAUUUCUACAUGUCUCUGGAAUACAGGUUCACUAUGAUUUAUCAAAACCUAUAGGAUCUAAAGUAAUAACAGAUUUAUUAUUGAUACGUUGUGCUGAGUGUUUAGUUCCCAAGUUUGAGCAAUGGAAUAUUGAUAAGAAUUACACUAUUUUAAUCAAUGAAUUUAUAGCAACAGGUGGUGAUGGAUUUACAAUGUUGAUAGAUGAGAAGCCAUUGUCAAUAGGUAUUACUCUGGAAGAAUGUGUAGCAAAUUAUAUUCAACAGAAAAAAGUAGUUUUUCCAUCAGUUGAAGGCAGAAUUAAAUUUAUAAAUCCUGAUGAACUUCAAUUUAUUGAUUUGGACAUUGAAACGGUUAUUCAAGUUAUAGACGAUGAUCAAUAAUUUAUCUUACACUUUCAAAGU